AUGCAAGAUGAAGCCCGCACGCGCGUCGGCCGCCCCGACCACGACCCGGACGGCCUGGUGCUCGAGGCCUGGGGCCAGGGCUUCAUGGUCGGCACCCUGAUCUUCAUGGCCGCCAUCACCGUCGCCAACAUGCGCCGCCGCGUGCUGCUGCACAAGCUCAUCCUCGCCGAGCUGCUGCUCGGUAUCGGCCACGGCACCUUCAUCUUCUUCCACGAGCCCGUGUACGGCUGGUACCUGUCGUGCACCGCCAUCGGGCUCAACAUGUCGUGGAGCCUGCACAACGUCAUCGCCUGGAUGAAGAACCGCCCCUUCAUGAGCCGCCGCGUCUCGCUGGUCUACAUCGGCACCGUCGUGCUCGUCCAGCCCUACUGGGUGCUCGAGAUCUACGCCAACUUCGCCUACUUCAACAACAUCAACACCCUCUUCCUCAAGACCCGCCCCUGGGAACCGCUCUUCCGCGACCCCUGGUGGAUCUACACCACCUGCAAUCUGUUCUGGGUCAUAAAGUCCCAGUACAACUUCAAGAUCUCCGAGCUGCUGCGCAACGGCCCGCGAUUCGGCGUCAUGCUCGUCGCCAUGUGCAUCUCCAUCAUCUUCAUCUUCCUCGACAUCCUCAGCGUGCUGCACGUCCUCAAGGGCGCCCUGCCCACCGGCAUCAACCCCUUCUGGAAGGUCCGUCUCACCCUAUUUUAUUCUGUUCUGUUCUAUUUUCGUCCUCAUCGCCGCCGUAUUCCAUAUAUAUUCCUGACUCCCCCACAGCUCUCGUUCGUGUUCAAAUGCCUGUGCGACGCCGUGGUGCUCGACGACUUCAAGACCGCGCUCGACCGACUGCGCGACUACUGGCUGGAGAAGAACGGCGUCGACGACGAAAGCGGCCACCACCGCGCCACCUCGCACUCCAAGCGCACGUCCAAGAGCCCCGGCCCGCCCGGCACGCCCACCAGCCGCUCGCGCUUCUGGCGCAACUCCACCGGCAUCAUCGAGCCGCUGGAGCUCAAGCGCCAGCUCAAGGCCGACGAAAGCGGCGCCGCGGGCGGCGACAGCACCGCGAGCCCGCGCGUGAGCCCGCGCAUCAGUAACGAGAACCAAGUGAGCCCGUUCCGGCAUGUCUGA
Molecule: messenger RNA, 1113 nt
Organism: Ophidiomyces ophidiicola
Lineage: Eukaryota; Fungi; Ascomycota; Eurotiomycetes; Onygenales; Onygenaceae
Exons: 3
Coding region: 1-1113 (370 amino acids)
Source: RefSeq, a predicted model, not a curated record